AUGGAGCUGCUGAAGCAGCAGCGUUUGCCUGCAUGGCAACCAAUUCUCAAGCCUCCACAUGUUGCGGCCGCCUUUUUCGUCCUGAGUGUUUUCUUCAUCCCUGUGGGCGUGUUCAUCACGCUCACUAAUCAACGCGCAAGGGAAUUCAACGUUCGCUAUGAUCAUGUUCAGCGCUGUACGAGUAAGCACAACACAGGCGCUUUUACCUAUACAGGUAACCACAUGACGCUUCGCACUGGCUGCGUGACAACGGUCUCAUUUGAGCUCACGGAGAGGCUAGCGGCCCCUGUCUACCUUUACUAUGAGCUAACUAACUUCUAUCAGAAUCACAGGCGUUAUUCAAAGUCGCGAAGUGAUGCCCAAUUGGCUGGCGACAUCGUGAGAGAUUUGCCCGACGCCUCACCGCUUGUCACGCCAGGGGAAAUUAAUGGUCUCUCUGGGACCCCUAUACUAUACAUGGAUAGUUCGAAUUUGCACUACAAGGAUUUUGUGUAUGUUCCGGCCGGCCUUAUUGCCUGGUCCAUGUUUAAUGACACGUUUACUCUUUACGCGGAGGCGAAGGAAGGCCGAGCUGCACGACGUCUCAUCUGCAACGCAACAGAUUUUUCCAAGGGAACAAAUGUCCCUCUUAACGGCUCGGAGGCGCGAAAUUUUUGUACCAAGAGGGGGAUUGCGUGGGAGACGGACGUGGCGCUUAAGUUCAAGGCACCAAACUUGGACCCGCGUCAUCGGUUUUGGACGGCCGCACGCGAGUUGUACGCUGGAACUGAGCCAACGACAGCCCUGUCCAACGACACCUUCUUCAACGAGGGGUGGUACGCAGGUGAACUGGGCCACGCGGUCCCUGUGACGACGGAUGAGGAUUUAAUGGUGUGGAUGCGCCCAGCCUCGUUGCCAACGUUCCGCAAGCUGCAUCGUGUUAUUCACACAGACCUUCCGCCUGGGAAGUACGUAAUGGUGAUUGGGGAGCACUUUGACGUCUCCUCUUUUGGUGGUACAAAGUCUUUUGUGUUGGCCACACUCUCUUGGUUGGGAGGGAGGAAUGUCUGGCUGCAGGCAUUGUACUUUUCAGUCGGUGGGUUUUCUGUGAUUUUUGCCGUCGUGUUGCUGCUGGUUCACCGUUUUUCUGGCGACCGUGCCUCAAAGGCCAUUGACACUUUGAUCCAAAGUUGA
This is a messenger RNA of Trypanosoma conorhini, 1173 nucleotides long. RefSeq lists its product as uncharacterized. Bases 1 to 1173 code for a protein of 390 amino acids. The record is from RefSeq and is a predicted model, not a curated record. NCBI's taxonomy places the organism in Eukaryota, Euglenozoa, Kinetoplastea, Trypanosomatida, Trypanosomatidae. Gene Ontology annotation, cellular component: endoplasmic reticulum; Golgi apparatus; plasma membrane. The transcript has a single exon.